Messenger RNA from Coregonus sp. 'balchen', 8021 nucleotides. The record is from the annotation of a GenBank genome assembly. NCBI's taxonomy places the organism in Eukaryota, Metazoa, Chordata, Actinopteri, Salmoniformes, Salmonidae.
GACUGCUUCACAGUGGAAGGGGAGGACCUGAAGCACGACUUUGAGAGACUGCAGCUGGCCAUGGACAUGGUGGGGUUCCUGCCUGCCACACGCAAACAGUAAGUAUAUUACACACUCAGACACACACACAUGUCUGUCUGUCUCUGUCUGUCUCUGUCUGUCUCUGUCUGUCUCUGUCUGUCUCUGUCUGUCUCUGUCUGUCUCUGUCUGUCUCUGUCUGUCUCUCUGUCUCUCUGUCUCUCUGUCUCUGUCUGUCUCUGUCUCUCUCUGUCUCUGUCUGUCUGUCUCUGUCUGUCUCUGUCUGUCUGUCUCUGUCUGUCUCUGUCUGUCUCUGUCUGUCUCUGUCUGUCUCUCUGUCUGUCUCUCUGUCUCUGUCUGUCUCUCUGUCUCUGUCUGUCUCUGUCUGUCUCUGUCUGUCUCUGUCUGUCUCUCUGUCUCUGUCUGUCUCUGUCUGUCUCUCUGUCUCUGUCUGUCUCUGUCUCUCUUUUCUACACAUUCAUUUCUAACGCUGUUGUCUAUCCUGUCUCUUAUGUCAAAUUGGACUAUCGCCUCUCUGUCUGAUAGGAUCUUCUCCCUGCUGUCUGAUUCUCUCCUCUGUCUGGUAGGAUCUUCUCCCUGCUGUCUGACUCUCUCCUCUCUGUCUGGUAGGAUCUUCUCCCUGCUGUCUGACUCUCUCUCCUCUCUGUCUGGUAGGAUCUUCUCCCUGCUGUCUGACUCUCUCCUCUCUGUCUGGUAGGAUCUUCUCCCUGCUGUCUGACUCUCUCCUCUCUGUCUGAUAGGAUCUUCUCCCUGCUGUCUGACUCUCUCCUCUCUGUCUGGUAGGAUCUUCUCCCUGCUGUCUGACUCUCUCCUCUCUGUCUGGUAGGAUCUUCUCCCUGCUGUCUGACUCUCUCUCCUCUCUGUCUGGUAGGAUCUUCUCCCUGCUGUCUGACUCUCUCCUCUCUGUCUGGUAGGAUCUUCUCCCUGCUGUCUGCUAUCCUCCACCUGGGCAACAUCCGCUACAAGAAGAAGACCUACAGAGACGACUCCAUAGACAUCUGUAACCCAGAGGUGCUGCCCACCAUCUCAGAUCUGCUCCAGGUGAACCUCCAUGCCUAUUGGUCAUCCAUCUGUUCAUUCAUUCAUUCAUUCAUUCAUUCAUUCAUUCAUUCAUUCAUUCAUUCAUUUGAGAAUGUAUCCGUCCAUCCAUCCAUCCAUCCAUCCAUCCCCCCCCAAUCCAUUGAUUCAUUCAUCCGUCCUGUAAUUCAUCCAUCGCUACACUACUGCAGUUAUUAGUUCAAGGACUGUUCUCAGGUCUGCAAUAGAGGAUUAGUUACGGCUGAAAUGACUAAGUAGAGAGGGUGUUAAUAUAUCUUUUUCUAAAUAUGUGUAUUCAAUUUUCUCAGCACAGGUUUACAGACAGACACAGAGACAUGAACAGUGUACACAUGGACAUUCAUUCUUGACAUUUUGAACUGUUUGGCAAAGGUGAAAGAAGCAUUGUAUAUUAAUUUGUAACAUAUAACGCAUGAGCUGCAGUUGGCGUGUUGAAUUCUCUCGUGUUUUCAUGGCUCUAAUGAAUGCGAACAGCUGAAAGAUUAGUCAGAGUAUGCGACUCAGAGUAGCUACAACAGAACUUGGUUAGUCACUCACUGUACGUCCUCCAGUUUGGAGGUGGAAAUUUGGUCCGAAAUGAUUUGAAUUUGCGUGCAGCGUAUGAUUUGAUAGUUUAUCAUUUUGCGACAUAUUUGGCUUCUUGAUGAUUUUCAACACUGAGAUGUUUUUUGGCCUUGACUGCCACAGUGGUGUGCAACACACACGGACAUGCACGCAUGCAUGUGAACGUUUUAAUUGAACUAUUAUAUUAAUCUGACUAUCCACAAUAAUCACAUUAUUGUGUGCAUACAAUUGUAUUCUGUAAAUACAUGGUGGCUGGGCCCAAAUGAAACUGCCAAAGCCCUGUCAGCACCAACACAACACAACACACUGAGCCGGUCAUAUUGGACUAACACGAUUAGACAAGGGGCUUGUUCCAAUUCUGAGGAACGUAAGUGGGAGACAGAACGUCAAAAGACAGCACUGAUGACAUUGAAAGUGUGGCAGAUGCGUGAACUGGACAGAUCAAGAGCAAACUGGUUUCAGAACAGAAGAGGUCCGUAGAAUAAUGAUUUAUACUUCGUCUCAACUGAUCCAAACCUAUCCAGGUGAAGCUGUACGGUUACUGACCUGAUUAUGGCUCCAGGUGAAGCUGUACGGUUACUGACCUGAUUAUGGCUCCAGGUGAAGCUGUACGGUUACUGACCUGAUUAUGGCUCCAGGUGAAGCUGUACGGUUACUGACCUGAUUAUGGCUCCAGGUGAAGCUGUACGGUUACUGACCUGAUUAUGGCUCCAGGUGAAGCUGUACGGUUACUGACCUGAUUAUGGCUCCAGGUGAAGCUGUACGGUUACUGACCUGAUUAUGGCUCCAGGUGAAGCUGUACGGUUACUGACCUGAUUAUGGCUCCAGGUGAAGCUGUACGGUUACUGACCUGAUUAUGGCUCCAGGUGAAGCUGUACGGUUACUGACCUGAUUAUGGCUCCAGGUGAAGCUGUACGGUUACUGACCUGAUUAUGGCUCCAGGUGAAGCUGUACGGUUACUGACCUGAUUAUGGCUCCAGGUGAAGCUGUACGGUUACUGACCUGAUUAUGGCUCCAGGUGAAGCUGUACGGUUACUGACCUGAUUAUGGCUCCAGGUGAAGCUGUACGGUUACUGACCUGAUUAUGGCUCCAGGUGAAGCUGUACGGUUACUGACCUGAUUAUGGCUCCAGGUGAAGCUGUACGGUUAUUGACCUGAUUAUGGCUCCAGGUGAAGCUGUACGGUUACUGACCUGAUUAUGGCUCCAGGUGAAGCUGUACGGUUACUGACCUGAUUAUGGCUCCAGGUGAAGCUGUACGGUUACUGACCUGAUUAUGGCUCCAGGUGAAGCUGUAUGGUUACUGACCUGAUUAUGGCUCCAGGUGAAGCUGUACGGUUACUGACCUGAUUAUGGCUCCACAAUGUUGGAACCAUUCUGGAAUGGAGAAUGUGACAGGAACAUAUCUGAGCCUGUACGGUUCGGUAUGAAAAGAGCAUUGGAUGUAUUGUAGUCCCAGUACUCUGUCUCACGCUUCCAUUGCAGUGCUAACGAACCCACACAAGUGCCUCGUGGGAUUGGGCUUGUAUUAGACACGCCCACCUCCUAAACCACAGCUCCUACACCCUGUGCCCUGCGACACCUCCUAAACCACAGUACAUCAUAACUCUCUCAGCUAUGGACUCGUAACAACACAUUAUAACUCUCUCAGCUAUGGACUCUAACAACACAUUUACAUCAUUUAGCAGACGCUCUUAUCCAGAGCGACUUACAAAUUGGUGCAUUCAACUUAUGAUAGCCAGUGGGACAACCACUUCUUUUUUUCUUCUUUUUUUUAUGGGGGGGAGGGGAGGGGGGGGGGGUAGAAGGAUUACUUUUAUACUAUUCCAGGUAUUCCUUAAAGAGGUAGGGUUUCAAGUGUCUCCGGAAGGUGGUCAGUGACUCUGCUGUCCUGGCGUCGUGGGGAGCUUGUUCCACCAUUGGGGUGCCAGAGCAGCGAAUAGCUUUGACUGGGCUGAGCGGGAACUGUGCUUCCGUAGAGGUAGGGGGGCUAGCAAGCCAGAGGUGGAUGAACGUAGUGCCCUCGUUUGGGUGUAGGGUCUGAUCAGAGCCUGAAGGUAAGGAGGUGCCGUUCCCCUCACAGCUCCGUAGGCAAGCACCAUGGUCUUGUAGUAGAUGCGAGCCUCAACUGGAAGCCAGUGGAGUGUGCGGAGGAGUGGGGUGACAUGAGAGAACUUGGGAAGGUCGAACACCAGACGGGCUGCAGCGUUCUGGAUAAGUUGUAGGGGUUUAAUGGCACAGGUAGGGAGCCCAGCCAACAGCGAGUUGCAGUAAUCCAGACGGGAGAUGACAAGUGCCUGGAUUAGGACCUGUGCCGCUUUCUGUGUAAGGUAGGGUCGUACUCUGCGAAUGUUGUAGAGCAUGAACCUGCAGGAUCGGGUCACCGCUUUGAUGUUAGCGGAGAACGACAGGGUGUUGUCCAGGGUCACGCCAAGGUUAUUUGCACUCUGGGAGGAGGACAUAAUGGAGUUGUCAACCGUGAUGGCGAGAUCAUGGAGCGGGCAGUCCUUCCCCGGGAGGAAGAGCAGCUCCGUCUUGCCGAGGUUCAGCUUGAGGUGGUGAUCCGACAUCCACACUGAUAUGUCUGCCAGACAUGCAGAGAUGCGAUUCGCCACCUGGUUAUCAGAAGGGGGAAAGGAGAAAAUGAAUUGUGUGUCGUCUGCGUAGCAAUGAUAGGAGAGACCAUGUGAGGAUAUGACAGAGCCAAGUGACUUGGUGUAUAGAGAGAAUAGGAGAGGGCCUAGAACUGAGCCCUGUGCUUUAAAGACCCAAAGAGAGCUCCAUCAAUGCAGUCAUUAACUGUUAUAGGAGGGGAUCAAGGUAACUUUCUACGCUACUUAUGCACACAGACAUAAAGCCUGCAUAACACUGUCAUAACCAUGACACAACCGCUAGCUCAGGUCAACUUAGUGUAAAUAUUCUGACCGAAGCCUAAUCAACGUCGGCAUCAUGCUGUUCUCAUUUACCUCAGGAGUGAGGGAUUGUCACUCUACCCCCGGACUCAAACCACAAGCAUUAGCAGGCUACCCUGUUGAGUCACUGACAAAACCAGAGGCGCAACUUUCACUGGGGACGGACGGACGGGGGCAUUUCCCCUCCACAUUCUGAAAUUGCAUUUUUGUCCUCCCCAGUUUUAUCAUUGGAAUAUGAUACAAAACGAGGCAACGGUGUGCUUUAGGACCAUGCGGACGCCUCAGAGCGGUCGGGUAGGCUGUUUUGGGAUAUUUAUCUGACUGGAUUAAAAAAAUAUACACUACCGGUCCAAAGUUUUAGAACACCUACUCAUUCAAGGGUUUUUCUUUAUUUUUACUAUUUUCUACAUUGUAGAAUAAUAGUGAAGACAUCAAAACUAUGAAAUAACACAUAUGGAAUCAUGUAGUAACCAAAAAAAGUGUUAAACAAAUCAAAAUAUAUUUUGAAUUUGAGAUUCUUCAAAUAGCCACCCUUUGCAUUGAUGACAGCUUUGCGACAAAACAAUGACCAAAGUGUGUUGGAAAGCCUGACAACUGUGCCACAGGGUAUUAUGCAGAAAGGGAACUCGUUUUUUUAAGGGAGGCAUUUUGUGCCGCGAGUGAGGACCAUGUGACUCAUGUGGCCGUGAGACGUGAGAUGAGGCACAUGCUCGCCACAUGCUCAGGGUCAGGGAGAGUAGAAGCACCAUCAAGGGAAAUACUGGGGUACAGUAGUCACAGUGUCAUCAAAUCACAUUUUUGUCAAACAAGGCAGGGUUUUCUGCCUUUUUAAAGCUAGGAUCCGCAGUUUCAACAACUUUGUUUUGCAUGGCCCGGUGCCACAGGUUGGUGGGGUUUUCUCUAAAAUGAGCAGACUCCGCCCACCCGAGGCACCCGGCCAUGAAAAAACGAACUUGACCAUUAACAAAGCGGUCAGCCCGCCUCUGUUUUUGUCUGGAGAAAUUUAACAACUCUCAAAUUCAUAGACAGAGCUAUGGAUGCAAGGACUGACCAUCCUAGAUAUAAUAAUUAUCGUUUUAACCAUGCUAUACAGUGUGUGUUUACAUUUACGUAGUUUACAAACACUGGAGUAAAACAAGCUUAUAUUUUGGAUUCUGAUGGGGUACGACAGUUGAACUAAGCUCAUUGAGGCAUUUAUAAGUUACAGUGCAUUCGGAAAGUAUUCAGACCCCUUGACUUUUUCCACAUUUUGUUAUGUUACAGCCUUAUUCUAAAAUGGAUUAAAUAAAUACAAAUCCUCAUCAGUCUACACACAAUGCCCCAUAAUGACAAAGCAAAAAGGUUUUUUGGUUACUACAUGAUUCCAUAUGUGUUAUUUCAUAGUUUUGAUGUCUUCACUAUUAUUCUACAAGGUAGAAAAUAGUGAAAAUAAAGAAAAACCCUUGAAUGAAAAGGUGUGUCCAAACUUUUGACUGGUACUGUAAGUCCAGAAAAUGUAUAUUGCAACAUCUACUUAGUUAUUGGUUACUACGCAAUUAAUUUAUAGACCGGAGUGUCACCAACUGAAGAUUUUGAGUUAUUUACUUGGCUAUAGAGAUUAGCAUUAGCACUAGUAUCUACUGUAAAACAAUGGGAGGGAUAGCUGUUAGCGCUUUCCUAAAAGUCAACUCAAAACCACUAACGUAAGCAGUAAAUAUCCACCCCCUUCAGAACAUAGUAUAGUAUCAAGGGUUGCAAAAUCCUGGGAACUUUCAAUACAUUCCCAGGUUUUCCAGAAAUCCUGGUUGAAGGCUUCUGGAUUUCCUGCUUUUUCCCUCCUGAUUCCGGGAAUCCUCCAACCGGGAUUUAGGUAAAACCAGGGAAUUUAUUGUACGUUCCAGGAAUUUUGCAACCCUAAUAGUAUCAUACCAUGGGUGAACUGUCAGUCACCAAUUCAUCAUCUUUGCGUUGACUACACUGUGGUGUCACGUGAGCAGCACUUUCCUCAGGGAAAGUGAAUUGGCUGUAGUGUUGACUGAUGCAUGAAUGGUAAUAUGACUGGGUCGGACUUCCUGUUUCCUGUAGGGGCAGGACAGGAAGAGAGAGUGGAGCAGUGUCAGAUGGUGGAGUUGACAGACUGGAUCCUCUGGCCGGGCCAGUCCCAGUAGGGCUAGGCUAGGUUCAGUGAUGUAACUUUGACAGUAACACAGUUCCAGGGUCAGUUUGGGCUCUGUCUGUGUCACAGCCAUGGUUACAAUGGGAAUCAGAAAAGAUGACUCCAGACCAGUGCUUCAGGGUACAUCUUCCAUUAGCUUGAUUGAGAAAUGUAUUAACAUAACAGCACAGAAGACUUUUAAACCCUGUUACCAGGCGACAGACAUCCAGCACCGACCAAUCAGUGAGCAGUAGAAUUAGCUCGACACCCAGUUGGGGAUUACCAGGAAGUAUGAAAUUAAGUCGGAUUAGUUCCCCCCUCAAAUGCUGCUGUUUACAAUAAAGACCAUUAUAUAGACCAUUUUAAAGACCAUUAUAAAGACCAUUAUAUAGACCAUUUUAAAGACCAUUAUAUAUACAAUUUUAAAGACUAUUAUGAAGACCAUUAUAUGAAGACCAUUAUGAAGACCAUUAUGAAGACCAUUAUGAAGACCAUUAUGAAGACCAUUAUAUAGACCAUUAUAUAGACCAUUUUAAAGACCAUUUUAAAGACCAUUUUAAAGACCAUUAUAUAGACCAUUUUAAAGACCAUUAUAAAGACCAUUUUAAUGACCAUUGUAAAGACCCUUAUAUAGACCAUUUUAUAGACCAUUUUGAAGACUAUUUUGAAGACCAUUAUAAAGACCAUUUUAAAGACCAUUAUAUAGACCAUUAUAAAGACCAUAAAGGAGGUAACUGACAAAAAUAGUCAUAACACCCUGCCGCUCCACACACACACACACAUAUACGGAGCACCCCCUGCCGUGUCCUCAGCUGCAGCUGUUAGCCCCAGUACCCAUAAUCCCAGUGGAUGGAUGAGUGGUCAGAUGCGUGUGCAGUGACAUCUGCCUCUCUCAAUGGGCUGUCUGCUGGGGCUAAGGCCUGUGUGUGUGUUCUGCUCUGCACAAGAAGCUAACCAUGUCAGUGGUCCUCUGUAGCUCAGCUGGUAGAGCACGGCGCUUGUAACGCCAAGGUAGUGGGUUCGAUCCCCGGGACCACCCAUACACAAAAAUGUAUGCAUGCAUGACUGUAAGUCGCUUUGGAUAAAAGUGUCUGCUAAAUGGCAUAUUAUAUUAUUAUUAUUAUUAUUAUAGUGUCAGUCAGAAAGGGGAGGGGCUAAGUAUUGGCCCACUACCAUCUGUUGUUAUCUUGAUUGACUGACCUGACUGUCCUUGAACUUGUCUUUGAAGGUGAAGGAGGAGAUGCUGUUCGAGGCUCUGACCACCAGGAAGACGGUGACGGUGGGAGAGAGGCUGAUCGUUCCGUACAAACUGGCAGAG